This is a messenger RNA of Lecanosticta acicola, 1095 nucleotides long. Lineage: Eukaryota; Fungi; Ascomycota; Dothideomycetes; Mycosphaerellales; Mycosphaerellaceae. The record is from the annotation of a GenBank genome assembly.
AUGAAGUCUAUCCUCACCUUGCUGCCGGUGGCAGCUCUAGCUCUCGCACAAGACCAGAUCCCACUUUCUCCCCUCGAGUCUCCCUCCGAACCGCUGACUCUCGACGCAAUCCCUCUCCUCGGCUUCGGAACCUGGAACUUGAAAGAGAAGAACACCAGCGACGCUGUAUCCUGGGCUAUCCAAGUUGGUUAUAGGCAUAUCGACUGUGCUGCUGCAUACAACAAUGAGGAAGAAGUCGGAAAGGGCAUUGCGGAUGGGCUGCUCAAGACUGGAUUGACGAGAGAAGAUCUUUGGAUCACAAGUAAACUGUGGAAUGACAAGUACGUGCUUGACGAAUCGCAGAUCUGCGAAUGCACACAAUACUGACAGAGUAAUGAUAACAGACACGACCCUAACAAAGUUGAAUCCGGUAUCGACGCCUCCCUCCAAAAGCUAGGCCUUCAAUACCUCGAUCUCUACCACAUGCAUUGGCCGGUAGCAGAUACUCUCUUCGGCGGAAAGGAAGUCUCCUACCUCGAUACCUGGGGCGCAAUGGCUCUCCUCCCCCAAAAAGGCAAAACCCGACACAUCGGUGUUUCCAAUUUCUCUCCAGCACAACUCGAAGAUCUUCUGAAACACACUUCUUCCCCGCCAGCCGUCCAUCAGAUGGAAUCCCAUCCGUAUCUCCAACAGGAAGCCUACCUAGAGUGGCAUAGAAAUCACAGUAUCCAUGUAACAGCGUACUCCCCUCUAGGUGGAACAAAUCCCACCUAUGACGAGUCCGAAGGACCCGAAGCACUCCUGAAAUCCAAAACCGUGAACAAAAUUGCCAAGAAGAGAGGCUGUACACCCGCGCAGGUGGCUCUACAAUGGGGCAUGAGUCGCGGAACCAGUGUGAUUCCCAAGAGUAUUCACAGAGACUACAUUUCCCAAAACUUCCAUGCUCCGGAAUGCGUUCUGAAGAAGAAGGAUCUGAAGAAGCUCGCCAAGCUAGGCGAAGAGCGGAAGAGAUAUAACAACCCAAGUAAGAGUUGGGGUGUGGACCUCUACGAAGGAUUGGAAGAUGCGGAUGGAAAGGGGGGAAAAGCGAGAUGGUUUGGGAAGGAUGCGAAAUGA